Eptesicus fuscus (big brown bat) is the source of this 943-nucleotide messenger RNA. RefSeq names its product single-pass membrane protein with coiled-coil domains 4 (gene SMCO4). The record is from RefSeq and is a predicted model, not a curated record. The transcript is spliced from 3 exons. The coding region runs from base 274 to 453 and encodes 59 amino acids. Lineage: Eukaryota; Metazoa; Chordata; Mammalia; Chiroptera; Vespertilionidae.
UCCGGAGGCAGGGGCGCGGGCGCGGAGAGGAGAGGCGAGGCGAGGCGCGCGAGCGGCGGCGGCGGCCACUGCCACGUAUUCCCGGCAGUGGCGGCGGCGGCGCGGGAGGAGGAAUAACUCAAGUCACCUCUGCUGGAAAUCGGUUUGCUGAAACUAUUGAAACAGCAAUUCUUGAAGUUGAAGAAAAGCAGGUUCCGCGCCUUUGACCAGAGGAGUGUGGCCCUUGCUUCACAACCCUCUCCGGACACGCCCUCCCAGCAUCCCCCGGGAAAGAUGCGGCAGCUCAAAGGGAAGCCCAAGAAGGAGACGUCCAAGGACAAGAAGGAGCGGAAGCAGGCCAUGCAGGAGGCCCGGCAGCAGGUCACCACGGUGGUGCUGCCCACCCUGGCCGUGGUCGUGCUCCUGAUCGUGGUGUUCGUGUACGUGGCCACGCGCCCCACCAUCACCGAGUGAGCGCCGGAGGCGGGGGAAAGCCCCGGAAACAUGGCUUGCGUCCUCAGAGAUGUUCCCCGAUGCUGAGCUCUGAGCAGGGGCACCUGUCUUCUCUGCUCUUUGACUUGAUUAAAGUUUUUCCACUUUUCUUGGGAGGGAAUAGGGAGCGUUUUAUCAGUGAAUGUGCCAUACACCUUAUGGUCCACUUCAUGUGCCUUUCAGACUUCAAAGCGGGGUGUGUGUGUGUGUGUGUGUGUGUGUGUGUGUGUGUGUGUGUCUUUUUCUCCCCUAAAACCCAUGUGCAGCUCCCCCUGGCGAGAGGAGGGGCGUCGGGAUCAUGAAUGAGUUGGAAUCAGUGCUCACCCCACCCCCAUUGUUUCAAACAUGACUCUUUUCCCACCUGUGUCCACAAUUUCCAAAGGGACUGUAUUUCUUCUCUGUGCUUAAUGUGAUUUUCAAGAUGUCGACUCAAAAGUGAAAUAUUUAUUUUUCGAAUAAAGGAGAUGAUAGC